Messenger RNA from Linum trigynum, 1161 nucleotides. The record is from the annotation of a GenBank genome assembly. Lineage: Eukaryota; Viridiplantae; Streptophyta; Magnoliopsida; Malpighiales; Linaceae.
AUGGUUGAACCUGAAACGCAUGAAGUUUAUGCUCAAAUUGAUUUGCUUUCAGAGCCAGAUCAACCUGAUGAUGAGUUAACUAGCGAUGAUACUCUCCCACCUGAACCUCCUACGGGAUGCGAAGUCCAGUCCUUCUCCAAGAUACUUGCACUUUCUGAAGUUGAUUCCCAUGGAGGGUUCUCUAUUCUUCAAAAAUAUGUAGAUGCUUGUUUUCCUCCGCUGUAUAUGUCCCCGGCCCGGGAGCGACCUUGCCAGCUUUUUGUUGCCAGAGAUCUUCAUGGCAGUGAAUGGCACUUUUGUCACAUUUAUCGAGGUCAACCCAGGCGUCAUUUGAUAACCACUGGAUGGAGUGAGUUUGCUCACUCAAAAAAAUUAGUGGCAGGCGAUUCCUUCAUCUUCUUAAGGGGAGAAAGUGGGGAGGUUCUUGUGGGGGUUAGGAGGCAUAUGAGACAACAGCCAAACAGGCCACCUUGUAUUGUAUCGUCGCAAAAUAUGCAUGUGGGAAUUCUUGCCACAGCUGCUCAUGCGAUUGCAACUGGAACUCCAUUUUCUGUCUUCUACAAGCCAAGGACAAGUCGGUUUGAGUUCAUUGUAAGGGUUAAUAAGUAUCUUAAAGCUCGAAACCACAAUCUAUCCAUUGGAACGAGGGUCAACAUGAGAUUUGAUUGUGAGAAAGAUCCAAAGCAAAGUUUCAAUGGCAUUAUUGUCGGUGUGGGAGAAAACUUCUCGUCACAGUGGUACAGUUCUGAAUGGAGAUCCUUUAAGGUCGAAUGGGAUGAUCUGGGUGCAAUUUUGCUUCCAUAUCGAGUGUCUUUUUGGGAAGUGGAGCCAAUUGUUGCAACUGCUCCUUCAAAUACUCGACCUACAAAUUGGACCAACAAGCGGUCACGACCAUCAUAUUUGACUUCAUUGAAUCCCGACCUUAAGGCCCUUGGCAUUUCGAAGACACCUAUUGAACCAUCUAGUCACGAGCAUCUUGAUUCAUGUGGAUCCUUAUACCAUUCACUUCUUCAAAAAUGUCGACUAACUCAGCUGGCUUCACUUCCAUCAUUUGCAGUUACUACCAAAUCAUCGAUUUCUUGGCCUAAACAACUGGAGGGUGUAGUCGAGUCCAUUUCCACAGUAGUUAAGAUAAUUUCUAGUGACCGGAAACAUGACUAA